Messenger RNA from Postia placenta MAD-698-R-SB12, 854 nucleotides. RefSeq lists its product as hypothetical. The transcript has 3 exons. The coding region runs from base 48 to 518 and encodes 156 amino acids. Gene Ontology annotation, cellular component: nuclear pore central transport channel. Lineage: Eukaryota; Fungi; Basidiomycota; Agaricomycetes; Polyporales; Adustoporiaceae. The record is from RefSeq and is a predicted model, not a curated record. Gene Ontology annotation, biological process: protein import into nucleus.
UAAACUCAGCCACCUUCACCUAUUCCGAACACAAACUCUCUACGGUGAUGUCCACCUUCACGCAGAACGAUAUUGAAAUCGCGACGCGAGCGGCGGACCAUUUCACACGUCUCUACUACUCAACGUACGACUCGGCCACUCGUGUAGAUAACCUCCCCAACUUCUAUCGGCCAUCGUCCGCUAUGACAUGGAAUGGAAAACCAUUUCAAGGAUCCGACGGCGUCCGAAAGCUCAUCAGCGCGAUGCCCGUUACCAAGCACGAGGUGCAAUGUUUCGAUUGCCAUCCCAUACCAGGAAGUCAGCCACCCAAUCUCCUGAUCACCGUAUCAGGCACCGUUACGCAUGGUCAUAGGCCAACAGGAAACUCUGCUUCCACAUCUAGCAAGUCCGUGGACAGCCAGCCCCGCGUAUUUUCACAGACGUUCAUGCUCGUCCCCGAUCCUACCGCACCGCCAUCGAAGACAGGAGAGGUAGCGAAGUAUUAUGUCAAUGCCGACGCGAUGAGGUUCGUAGGCUAGACGGAGGCGAUCACGGAGAAGCGGGUGUAGCGCGGGCAAUUCUCUUUCCGGAGUGCGAUGCCAAAUCCCAGUCGACUAUCGUGUAGCCUUGAAGUCCCCCAUUCCGGCAUUCCUUCGAGCCCGCGGCUCUUCACCACCGCGGUGUCCCGCUCUAUUAGCAGCAGUACGAUUCCUUGUUUUGGCUCGGACUUCGGGACGGACUCCAAUAUUAAUGCGCCAUGUAGCGUCGUCUGAUUACCACAGUGGUAUUCGCGAAGUGUUUCAAUGCGCUACUAGUCAAAAUGUAUAUCUUGUGUCCAGUGACGUUGCGCAUUAAUAUAACAGAUUAUGUAUGAA